This is a messenger RNA of Prorocentrum cordatum, 7372 nucleotides long. Lineage: Eukaryota; Dinophyceae; Prorocentrales; Prorocentraceae. The record is from the annotation of a GenBank genome assembly.
CUAUUCGAUCGAGUUCUCUUUCGAGAUUCCCGCCGACGGCAUCGACACGCUCGAGCGGGAGAGUUUCGACCAGAAACGAGGAGAGAUGACGGAGCACCACAACAGUGCAGUGGAUCCAAGAAUCCCGGUGCUGAAGGGCGAGACCCUCAAGGAUUUCACGAGGUACAAGCGCGCCGUGCAGGCGGCGGAGCUGAGCUGCGAGACGGAGGAUCAACUACAGGCGCUCGGCCCCAAGCUGUAUAGGAACCUGCUCGGCGCGGACAACAGCAUCAGCGUGCUCAUCGAGCAGACGGCACAGCGCUUCGCCAAGAGCAGUUUUCGGGAGCUGCCGAAGGCAUUCGACGCCUUCUUCGAUCAGACGCACUUCGAGCGGAAAGGCGAGGAACCCAUGGCGGCGUUCUGCACGGCCAUGGAGGUGGCCAAGCGUAACCUAGAGGAGGUGGACCCGGACACGAAGAUAAGCAGCAACGAGCUAGGGUACCACACUCUGAAGCGAAGCGGCCUCGACAAGGACGAGCGCAAUCUGGUGAUUGCACGGGCGGAGGAGACGUUUAACUUCCAGAAGAUCAGCAUGACGCUGAAGAACCUCUUCCCACGCGGCAGCGCGAAGCAUCGGGGGCAAGUCAGAUCGGGCUGGAGAUGGACGAUGAACACCGAAGAGGAGCCACCCGACGAAGAGGAUCCAGGAGAAUACUGGGUGCAGGACGAUGACGGAUACUGGCAUGAAUGGGACGAUGAGCGUGGAAUCCACGUGUGUACGGACGAGGGUGACGACAACAGCUGGGACUGCAGCGACCUGUUCUUCAUCGAGGACGACGCGGACACGUUCCUGGCCGACGAGGACGACGACUACCGCAGAGCCUUCGUCACCCUGCGCGAGAGCCGCCUGAAGAUGAACAAGCUUCGGGCUGCUCGCGGGUUCUUCAAGGGAAGAAUCGACGGAGUCGUGGACGAGAGCGCGGCUGCUGGUGGCAAGGCGGCCGGAAGAAGUUUCUCCAAAGGCAACCCUGGCAAAGGAAAGGACAAGGGUAAGUCAAAGGACAAUAGGUGCACCAACUGCGGCCGGAUGGACCACGACACGGCGAACUGUCCAACUGGCGGCUCUACUGGCAAGACGGGCAAGCCCAAGGGCCGCGGCAAGGGACCGAAGGGAGUCCAACGACCACGACGCUACGGCUUCUGGGCGAUGACGACCCUGGUCUGGGCCGUCCCGGCGUGCGUGAACUUCGUGGGUCAGAUGACCGCCGUGGGCGAGCUGGCCGACAGCGCCGCGGUGCAGACCGCUAAGGACGUCUACGACAUCAUGACGGUGAGCGUGGAUAGCGAUCCGAUCGUGCCGGAGAGGCUCGAGUUGGAGGUGCUGGUCUCGAAGGAGGCCGUGCCGGCGGCCCUGGUGGACAGCGGUGCGUCGGUGGCGGUCGCCGGGCGCGGCUGGCUGGACCGCGUCGCGACCGAGCUCGCGAAGUACGGCCUGAAGCCCAUCAAGGUGGACGCCGCGCAGAGGUUCAAGGGACUCGGCGGCGCCAUGCGCGAAGCCAAGCAGAAGUGGAUCAUCCCCAUCGGCGUUGGGAGGGUCCAUGCCAUCCAGGAGUACUUCGAGAUCCCUGGUGACAUGGUCGGCCUCACGAGCAGGAAGAACCUGGCCGACUGGAAGACGAACCUCUACGUGCGCGAGGACGGCCACUGGGCGGACUUCCAGGAGCUGGGGGUCUACGACAAGGAGCUGGUGAGGCUUCCAGGCGGCCACGCGGGUAUCGACAUCUUCGACUACGACCUAGAGUCGUACGAGACGGAGCCGCUCUUCGAGAAGUUCCGCAUCCACCAGGUCGACCCCGAGCCGGAGGUGUUCCUGGUCGCGGAGACGCUGCAGGAGGUCAAGCCGGACUUCCAGCUGAAGGACGACGCCGACGCGUGGGUCGCGGAGGCCUUGAAGAAUGGCAACAAGGGCAUUCUCAAGAAGAGCACGGUCAAGCGGAUCGACAAGCCCAUGAGGGAGUACGAGGUGAUAUUCGACGUGCUGCGUGACAACUCGGAGACCUUCCUCUGGGAGCUGUUUGCGAAGGAGGCUCGCUUUACCAGAGCGGCCUCGAGAGGUGGUCACGCGAAUGCGACCCCUUCAGAUCUGUCGGUUGGUGUGAAUUUCAAUGACCCCAAGGUUUGUUCCGAUUUCCUGUUCAUGAUCAAGAUUUUCAAGCCUUGGAUGGUUUCAGUCGCGUUUCCUUGUACGCCCUUCACGAACAUGCCGGAGUUUCAGCGGGCACAGGGCAUGGGCGACUGGGUCGAUGACAUGGUCGAGGAGUUUACGCCACUGGUCAGCUUCUCGGCGGACGUACUUCGACUACAGGCUGAGGGAGGACGAAUCGGUAUCGGCGAGAAUCCGUUGACGAGCCGAGCGUGGAACCAAGAAUCGAUGACGGACCUGACGAGCUGGAAAGACGACCGGCCACCAUCCUACGACACGGUCACGCUGCACCAGUGCAUGUACGGGCUCGUGGACGAGAACGGUACACCGAUUCGGAAGGCGACGCGCAUGCUGGUACCAUAUGGGUCGUGUUUUCCUUCCUGGCUGGAACGCAGAUGUGACGGAGGUCACGCACAUGCGGAGACGGUCGGCCGGAGCGCGAUGCUCUCGCGAUCGGCUGCGUGGCCGGAGGAGCUCGGCAAGACCUUGGUCAAAGCCAGGACGCACGAGCUGGCGAUGCGCACGACCUUGAAGGAGCUGCGAAUCUGGAACAACGGGGAGAAGAUUCCGAGCCGACCAACUGUGAAUGGAGUUGCGAAGGCAUUCAAGCUGAGAAAGGAGUUGAUCGACGUGCGCGUGCUGAGGGGCACCGAGGAGAUACCACUACCUCGAGGAGCUGUACGGCGUAUCUACGCGAUGUACUCCAGCGAGGGCUUGCUGGCCGACUACUCGGAUGCCUACGCGGACGACUCGGAUUUCCAGACGAUCGACCUGGCGGAGAGGUAUCCCUCGGACACGGUCGUGGCGAUCUACGUGAAGGAGCCGAAAGUGCAGACGUCCUACCCUGCGACGGUGUUUGCCUAUGGAGCCACGCCGAAGGAGUUCAAGCCAGACGAUCGAGACGCAGACGCAGUACAUCGAGACCUACACGAAGAGGGGAAAGGUUUCGGGGAUAAGCCCCCGGACAUCACUACGGCCCAGUGGGGCGCUCUUCGGAAGCUCCACUUGAACCUGAGCCAUCCGUCUGCACACGCCCUCAAGCGACGCCUGAAGUCCUACGGGGUGUCGAAGGAGGUGCUCGAAGCGGUGGACAAGUUGGACUGCACCGUGUGCAAGGAGCUGGGCAGGCCGAACACCACGAGGUCAGCCAAUCUGAAGCUCUCGACGGAGUUCAACGAGAACGUGUUCCUAGACGAGGCCGAGGUGAUCCUCUCGGACGGGACGCGGCUGAUGGUCAUGGUUAUCCUGGACGACGCUUCGAGCUUCAGGGUGAUCGUUCCGACCACAGCUGUGCGAUCGAUUGCGGGCGAGGAGAGCCUACGGUGCUUCUCGCAAGGUUGGUUGUCGUGGGCAGGCCCUCCGAAGCUGCUCUACUACGACGCGGCGAAGGGCCACAUCACGAAGCGGUUCGCGGAGAUCGGUGACAAGUACAACAUCCUGAUGAGGCCGGUCCCGGCGGAGGCGCCUCAGCUAAAGGGAAGAGUCGAGCGUGCCAUCGACUUCUUCAAGGAUCAUUUCCAGCGCCUGAACCGCGACGUGCAGCUCACGAAGAACGACGAACCAACGGUAUGGACUUCAGUGAUAGCGAGCACGUGCAACAACCACAUGCGACGCAACGGUUUCACGCCCUGCCAGUACGUGCUGGGGAAGUCGCCCGGGACUCCGACUUCGCUGAUCGAGGCGAUGGAGGGCGACCAGAGGCAGCUGGCGGCACAGAGCGCGGCACUCUUCGAGGACGGGCCCCGGCGGGCCGAGCAGAUUCGUGCAGCGGCGAACCGGGCGUUCUUCGAGCUGGACAGCGACGACGCCGUGAGGAGGGCCACUAUCGGCCGAGUCCGACCGCCACGAGGACCAUUUGUGCCGGGCCAGCUGGUGUUCUACUGGCGCGAGGUGAAGCACGUGAAGUCCAAGAGGCUCCAGGGCGAGCUGGGAUGGCGCGGCCCAGCCAUUGUGCUGGCGACGGAGGGCCACACGAGACUGCACCUGAGUUACCGAGGGGUGCCGGUGCUCGUGACGCCCGAGCAGGUGCGGCAUGCAUCGCGCGACGAGGCGGAGAUGGUGGAGAACGAGGACCUUGUCAGGCAGCUUUCGCAGUGGAAGCACCUGGAGCUCAACCUGGAGGACUACCAGAAGUACCACCACUACCCGGCGACGGGCCGGGACUUCAAGUACACGGACCAGCAUGCGACCCACCUGCACCUGAUGCUGCUGGGUAGGGGCACUCCAUGGACCUGGACGCAGCUGCUGUGCCAGGUAAUCCGCAUCAUGAACCUGAGCGAGCCGAACAGCCAGGUGAGCCGCGCGGUGGAGAAACGCACGAGGGAUGCAUUCCUGGCAAGGAGGACCGAUACAGCCAAGAAACAGGUUGCACCUAAGAAAGGUCGAGAACUACGCAGCAUCCCGGCAGAGUGGAAGGAAGCAUUCGACGCGAGCGACCUGGACGAGUGGCGCAAGUGGAUCCAGUACGACGCCGUGGAAUGGCCGACGGAGAAGGAGCUCGCAGGGGUCGAGAAGACGGACGUCCUGCCGAUGCGGCGCGUCCGGACGGACAAGAACGAGCCGACGAGGGGCAACCUCUCGUACGAGCAGCACCCGCUGAAGGCGAAGUCGAGGAACAUCGUUCCCGGGUACAAGGACAAGCAGCUGCUCGCCGGCGAGUUGCAGACGAACGCGCCCACGCUCACGGACACGGCCACGGCGGUGAUUCUCCAGGAGGCGGCCAGCCAGGAGGGCUGGACGCUGGAGCAGGGCGACGUCGACUCGGCGUUCCUGAAUGGGAAGUACCUCGACAGCUCACGACGUGUUUAUUUUCGAGCUCCCAAGGGCGGUCUACCGGCAGUCCCGGAGAUGGGCUGGCCGUUCGUGCCCGAGGGAACCAUCCUGAAAGCGAAGAAGGGGAUCUACGGGCUGAACGACGCACCUUUACUGUGGCACGAGGAGCACCGCGACACCAUCCUGUCAUUGCCCGGGGCUUCGAGAUCCAAGCUGUGCCCGGCUCUCUUCAUCUUCCACGACGAGAGCGGGAAGCUGAUCGGCCUCAUCGGGACUCACGUGGAUGACGACUUGGUCGCGGGUUCGCCCGAGUUCUUCGCGAAUCAGGUGGCGACGCUGAGGAAGAUGCACUGCUACGGCAAGUGGCAGUCUGCGCGGACAGGGUUUCACCACUGCGGGCGCUUCCUCAAGCAGAACGACGACGGCACCAUCACGUGCAGCCAGAGGGAGUACACGGAGAGCAUCGGGAAGAUUCCUAUUUCGGCCGAGCGCCGGAGGAACAAGGAAGCGAAGGCCACGGCUGAGGAGAGGGCGUUGCUCCACAGCGGCAACGGCCAGAUCCAGUGGCUGGUGCGCUCUACGCGUAUGGACUUGGCGUUCCGUCUGGUGGAGAGUCAGACGAGGGCUCACGACAGCGACCUGAAGGUGCAGGACCUGCUCGACUUCAACAAGCUGGUGAGCGACGCCAAGACAGACCACGUGGACAUCACUUUCCAGAAGACAACAUGGACGAUGCGAUCUCACGGCAACGUGGGCAAGACGAAGACGGCGAGCCAGGCCGGACUGGUCAUCCUGCUAGCGGACAACAAGGACAACCAGUUCCUGCGCGGGAUGCCUACCAAGAUCACCCCCAUGCUGUGGCGCUCACACCGCAUUAAACGUGUAGUGCGCAGUGCCCUUUCGGCCGAGACGAUCGCAGCUUUGGAGGCGGUCGAGAGUGGCGACAUGCUGAGGCAGCACCUGGUGGAACUACACUACGGACUGGGCUACCGGACCCACAUGGAGGACGUCAAGGCGAUUACCAUGGUGGAGGCCACGGAUUGCAAGUCUCUCUACGACCUGCUGCAGAAGCGCGGCACGGUUCCCUCCGAGAAGCGGCUGCUCAUCGACAUCGAGGCGCUCAGGAACGACAUCGAGUUCAACAACGUGGUGAGCAAGUGGGUGAACACCAAGCAGAUGCUCGCCGACUGCCUCACCAAGCACGACGUGCGCGCUGGCGACUACAUGAGGUACGUCCUGCAGACGGGCGAGUACCGGCUGACCGAGGACCUCAUGGCGGACCAGGUUAUCCAUCAGCAACGGACGGAGCUCAAGGGACGCAGGGGGGAGUACUACCGCACGAAGUACCCCAAGCGACAGCGACCUGCCGAUCAGCCUUUCGUGCACGAGGGCUACACGUACUUCGAGGACUGCAUCGCAGACGUGAGGUACAAUGCGAAGGUCGUCAAACCUGCUCCGAAGCCAUACCUACGUUGGCGGAUGAUGCUGGGCCAGCGCGAGAACGAUAUCUACUACGAGAAGCUCGAGGAGAUGGUCGACUGGUCCGGCUUGGACCAGGUGGUGAAGCGUCGGACGAUCCCGACGCACGUGCGUAAGUUGCUGACGGUCUACGCACCGACCAAGGGGGCCCUCGAGCGCUACGAGAAGGACUUUGCAGAGAAGCACACCAUCAAGAAGCCAGAUGCGACUGAGGAUCCAGAGGACAAGGAGGAGUUGAAUGUCACAUCGGAGAUGGAGAUGCAUGUGGAGUCAGACGUGAAUGCCAAGCUGGAGUGCACCGACGACACGAAGGAGAUCUACAUGAUGGACGCGACGGGGGCCGACGCUGAGGAGAUCAGAGCAAGCCCACAGGGAGGUGCAGCUGCGGCGUGGACUACCAUGGUAGUGUGUACUGUGUGUCGCAUGACGGUGGACCAGUGCGAGUGCGGACCGAGGACACGGAAGAAGCCACACAAGGACAAGGCCGAAGACAAGAAGGUCCCCAGCGACAUAGACGAAGGCAGCUGGCAAGAAGUCCCGAGUGUACGCGCCACAUCGGCGACAUCGCCGACGCCAUCUAAGAAAUUUAUGCAGAAGGCAUACCGUCUACACGAGACGACCGGACACGCUCCCUACGAGAAGAUCGAGAGUGACUUCGGAGACGUGCUGGAGGACGGAGUUCUGGAGGCGUACCGUAUGGUGAUCGACGAAUGUGCAGUGUGUCGGAAGGCAACCCAGGAAGCUGGCAAAACCAAGUACACCAAGAAGUCAAGUCCGACGAACACGAAGUACAGGACGAAGGACCAAAGCAAGCACAUCGACCCCGACCUGUGCGAGCACCCGACGGACAAGCAAACGAGAGCAGGGACCAACCAGUAUAAGGAGAAGAUCAAGUGCACCGAGUGCGGGACCCUACUCGUGGAGCGCGACACGCCAUAG